AUGGCCCUCAACAAGUCCAUGCACGUUCGCAACCGCUACAAGGACAAGCCGCCCGACUUCGCCUACCUGGCUGGCAAGUACCCCGAGUUCCAGCAGCACGUGCAGACCACCCUCGCGGGCAGGGUGAGCCUGAAUUUCAAGGAUCCUGAGGCCGUGAGGGCUCUGACGUGCACCCUCCUGAAGGAGGAUUUCGGGCUGACGAUCGAUAUCCCCGUGGAAAGGCUCAUUCCCACUGUCCCUUUGAGGCUGAACUACAUCCACUGGGUGGAGGAUCUCAUCGGCCACCGGGAUGCCGAGAAGCAAACCCUGAGACGAGGCAUUGACAUAGGGACAGGGGCAUCAUGUAUAUACCCAUUACUUGGAGCAACUUUGAAUGGCUGGUACUUCCUUGCAACAGAAGUGGAUGAUAUGUGCUUCAAUUAUGCCAAGAAGAAUGUGGAACAGAAUAACUUGUCUGAUCUUAUAAAAGUGGUUAAGGUACCACAGAAGACUCUUCUAAUGGAUGCACUGAAAGAAGAAUCUGAGAUAAUUUAUGAUUUCUGCAUGUGCAACCCCCCCUUUUUUGCCAAUCAGUUGGAAGCUAAGGGAGUUAAUUCUCGAAAUCCACGGCGUCCCCCUCCCAGCUCUGUAAAUACAGGAGGGAUCACAGAAAUCAUGGCUGAGGGAGGAGAACUAGAAUUUGUCAAAAGAAUUAUUCAUGAUAGUCUCCAGCUUAAAAAGAGGUUACGCUGGUACAGUUGCAUGUUGGGGAAGAAAUGCAGUUUAGCACCACUGAAAGAAGAACUUCGAAUCCAGGGGGUUCCUAAAGUCACUCAUACUGAAUUCUGCCAGGGACGUACCAUGAGAUGGGCACUGGCCUGGAGUUUCUAUGAUGAUGUGCAAGUACCUUCACCUCCUUCUAAAAGAAGAAAAUUAGAAAAACCCCGAAAACCAAUUACAUUCAUGGUUUUGGCUUCUACAGUCAAAGAGUUAUCUAUCAAAGCUGCAGCUCUGGGCUGGGAUGCUGUAGAAGCUAUUGAUGUGGUUAGAGCCUGGGUAGAGAAGAUUCUCACUGAUCUAAAGGUUCAACAUAAACGUGUUCCAUGUGGAAAAGAUGAAAUUAGCCUCUUUGUGACUGCCAUUGAAAACUCCUGGAUUCAUUUGAGGAGAAAGAAACGAGAGAGAAUAAGGCAAUUACGAGAACUUCCUCGAGCUUCUGAAGAUAUUCUGCAAGCAAUGGAAGAGGAAAAAAACAGCCAGAAGAGCGUGAUCAACAACUCGGACUCUGAAAACCCCAAGGCUGAAGACUGUGAAAUGGGGUUUAUGGCACCUGAUGAGGAUGUCCAGAUGACAGCAGGUGAUGAUCAACCAGAGGAAUCUGCUGCCAAACAACACAGUGAUCCUGUGAAAGAAGAGGAGAUGGAAGCAAAGCAGGGAGAAGCAUUGCCUGGGAAAGGUUCUGGUGAUGCGAAGGAGGAACCUUGCCCUUCAGAGGAAGCUAGCAAUCUGACAGUGGAAAAAGAGCAAAGCUCUAAAGAAACUAGUGGGGGUUUUCUCUUCAAGUGUUUAAUGAAUGUAAAGAAAGAAGGAAAUGAUGUAGUAGUAGAAAUGCACUGGGUUGAAGGACAGAACAGAGACUUGAUGAACCAGCUGUGCACAUACUUACGGAACCAAAUUCUUCGAUUGGUUGCUAGUUAGCACUUUUUUCUUCUUUGGUAAAGUAGGUCUAUCCUCAAAUUUUGUAAACUAUUUUUAAUGAAUUAAAAAA
This is a messenger RNA of Cinclus cinclus, 1747 nucleotides long. It is a transcript of the gene METTL16, whose product is annotated as methyltransferase 16, RNA N6-adenosine. The coding region runs from base 1 to 1677 and encodes 558 amino acids. Gene Ontology annotation, molecular function: 23S rRNA (adenine(1618)-N(6))-methyltransferase activity. Gene Ontology annotation, biological process: rRNA base methylation. The record is from RefSeq and is a predicted model, not a curated record. Gene Ontology annotation, cellular component: nucleus. Lineage: Eukaryota; Metazoa; Chordata; Aves; Passeriformes; Cinclidae. The transcript has 9 exons.